AAAGCCUCACUCACUUUCUUAUUAUUAAUUAAGCUUUUCCCACUUCUUUUUCUCUCUACAAAAGUUAUACUAAACUCAAAUACCCAUUGAACUGCCACAUUCACUUGCUUUACCUUAUAUACUGUUCUUUUAAGUAAGCCACCUUCUGUUUCAUCACCUCCUUUCAACAUCUCCAACUUCAUUCUCAAUUGGGUCUCAAUUAUUGAUGAUCAAGUUAUAGUAUCAGAGUUUGUGGCUUCAUAACAAAACUCUUGUUCUCCUUCGUAAUUUCUUUCCACAAACACCCCUUUCUUUUCUUCCUAAGAUGGUUCCAUUUUCAGUCCUUUGAGCACUUGAGAAUCAAAUUUUAGUUGAAUUCAGUUUAGUGCAUUUGAUUUCCUAUUACCAUUUCUUUUUCUUUUUGGGGUUUGUUAACUAAAUGGAGAAGAAGACAGAUUUUGAGCAAAAGUUCCUAAUCAAUGAACUUAUGGAGGGGAAAGAGCUAGCAAAACAGCUAAUGGGCUAUCUUCAACCAUCUUCCUCUCAUGAAACCAGAGAUGUUUUGGUUGAGAAGAUAUUAUCUUCAUAUGAAAAGGCACUCUCAGUGCUCAACUGGGAUGGAGAGACUAAGCCUCAGGAAUCGUCCCCAUGUUCCUUUGGAAAUAAUAGCCCAAAAAGUGUUAUCAUUGAUCAAGACUCAAAUCACAGAGAUGUCUUUAAGAAGAGAAAAACCACUGUGAAGAGUGAACAAGUAAAGGUCUGUGUAGGAACAGGCUCAGAAGGGCAUAUGGAAGAUGGCCACAGCUGGAGAAAAUAUGGCCAGAAGGAUAUUCUUGGUGCUAAUCAUCCUAGAAGCUACUUUAGAUGCACACAUCGAAAAACACAAGGUUGUUUGGCUACAAAGCAAGUCCAAAGGUCGGAUCAGGACUCUUCAAUCCUUGAGAUCACCUACAAAGGUUACCAUACAUGUAGGCGAGCCUCUCAACCAGCCAUUGUGGCCUCUUCCUCAUUAACCAAAAUGAGCCAUUUUCCACACCCUGAAGUAGUCCAUAAAGACAAGCUAAAGCAAUCUCAAGAAAAACCUUUUAGUCUUGAAGUUAAGACAGAGGACUUGGACACAAGCGAGGAUCACAUGUUUCAACCCUUUUCAUUCGCUUCAACACCAAUCGAAUCUGAAGACAUCCCUUUCUUCUCUGAGAUGAUUGAGAGUGAUUUCGCGGGUGGUUUCUCGUCUCCUUUUAUAUCUCCAACGACUUCAGAUUCUGCCUACUUCUCGGUAUCACCAUGCCAUAAGAUGAGCAGCUUUGGACUUGCCAACAGUGUCCGAACUCCUGAGUCUGAUCUCACUGAGAUACUUUCAGCUCCAACUUCACUCGCCAACUCUCCAAUGUGUGAUUUGGAUCUUUCACUUGACAAUGUGGAUUUUGAAAUGAAUUUCCCAUUUGACAGUGAUGAAUAUUUCUCCUGAUCUAGAUAUCCUGUCCCUAUAUAGGAGAGUUUUUACUUGCAUAAGCCACAUUAUAUGCAGACAAUAAUGGAAGAGUGUUCAUAAAACUUAGGACUAGAAAGUUAGAAUUUGACUAGGCCUAUGGCCAUGAUGCUGUCCAAGAGAGUGACUGUUCCUCUCUUUGGUACUAAAUUUAAUUUAGUUGUGUAGCUUUUCCUUAUAAUCUUGUUUAAAGCCUUUUUUUUUUUUGGAAGUCAAAAGUCUCCCCGAGGACUCUGUUCAUUGUAAGAAAUAAAAACAAAAAAAAAUCAAUCUUGCAUUCUAGAAAUAUAAAUCUGAGUUUUAAAUAA
Messenger RNA from Humulus lupulus (European hop), 1776 nucleotides. Its product is annotated as probable WRKY transcription factor 46. NCBI's taxonomy places the organism in Eukaryota, Viridiplantae, Streptophyta, Magnoliopsida, Rosales, Cannabaceae. Gene Ontology annotation, molecular function: DNA-binding transcription factor activity; transcription cis-regulatory region binding. The coding region runs from base 419 to 1447 and encodes 342 amino acids. Gene Ontology annotation, biological process: regulation of DNA-templated transcription. The record is from RefSeq and is a predicted model, not a curated record. The transcript is spliced from 3 exons. Gene Ontology annotation, cellular component: nucleus.